AUGUCCCUCGUGGCACGCGUCUUCUACGGCCUGCCUGAUGUACGGGCGUUCCUCAGCAACAAGACGAGCUCAGCGAAGCUGCGGCUCAUGCAGUUCUUCGGCCUCGACAUUACACUCUUUGGAGGACCAAGCCAGCCCGAGCCGGAUGAUGAGCGGGGCGGUAUCAAGGCAGCGGAACGCAUGGCCAAGCAGUCGGAUAAAGUGAUCAACCCAAAUCAGUACGAGAACGACAAUAACUGGAAGUCACAUGUCCGUUGGACAGGACCGCAGAUCCUCCGUCAGCUCCCUGAGAUAACUCUUCUCUGCGCUGGCAUGGGCACGUCGGGCACAAUGACAGGGCUCGGGACAUACUUCAAAGACAGCAAGCCUUCUGUCUACCGCAUAGGCGUGUGCACUGCGCCGGGAGACCGCGUCCCCGGCCCUCGCUCGCAUGCUCUCCUCGCGCCGGUCCUCUUCCCUUGGUCAUCGUCUAUCGAUCACAUCGAACACGUCGGCUCCCACGAAUCCUACUCACUGUCCCUAUCGCUGUGCCGCCAGGGCCUCAUCUGCGGCCCGAGCUCAGGGUUUAAUCUCCAAGGCCUCUUCCAGUUUCUGGACAAGCGCAAGGCAGAGGAGACUCUCGAUCAGCUCCGAGGCGAGAACGGCGAGGUGCAUUGCGUGUUUCUAUGCUGCGAUUUGCCGUACCAGUACAUUGGCGAGUACUUUGACAAAUUGGGAGCGGAGCACUUCCCGCAGAUUCACAAUGAAGAACUCGCCAAAGUCGAUCUGUAUCGCUACGACGACCGAUGGGAGUUGCCGCCCCUGGACGCCAUUCACGCGUCCUUCGACGUCAACCCCACCCUCAGCCUACCGAUCACGUCCCGAAUCACGCCCAAAAGCAACAUUGUGACCAUUGACAUUCGGCAGGAGCUGGAUUUCCAGGACUUCCAUCUGCCUGGGAGCAUCAACGUCCCCUUUGCGAACGAGUUCACGCCCUGCCCCUUCUCCGACCCGUCCACACUCGCCACGUUGUGGACCCGUCUCGAGACUUACUUCGCAGCGCCGCCAGAGACUCUGCUGUCCGCGAUGGAUGACAAGCAGAUCCUCGUGGUAUGCUACGACGGCGACGCCUCGCGCGUCGCCUCCUCGGUGCUGCGCGCUAAGGGGUACGAGACCAACAGUGUAAAGGGUGGUUUCAUGGCGCUGCGAAAGGUUCGCGCGCAGAGCAACGAGACGGUAUCGACCGAAGGGAAAGUAGACGAGAUUAUCAUGACACCCAUAGCGCAGACUGUGUAG
Molecule: messenger RNA, 1275 nt
Organism: Emericellopsis cladophorae
Lineage: Eukaryota; Fungi; Ascomycota; Sordariomycetes; Hypocreales; Bionectriaceae
Product: putative siderophore biosynthesis protein-like protein
Exons: 5
Coding region: 1-1275 (424 amino acids)
Cellular component (GO): cytoplasm
Molecular function (GO): cystathionine beta-synthase activity; cysteine synthase activity
Source: RefSeq, a predicted model, not a curated record